Musa acuminata subsp. malaccensis (wild Malaysian banana) is the source of this 1715-nucleotide messenger RNA. RefSeq lists its product as uncharacterized. The record is from RefSeq and is a predicted model, not a curated record. NCBI's taxonomy places the organism in Eukaryota, Viridiplantae, Streptophyta, Magnoliopsida, Zingiberales, Musaceae.
CCUCUCUUUCUUGGGUGCUCUCUCUUUCUCUCUCUCUCUCUCUCUCUCGGUGUGGCAAGAGGCUUGCAGGUGGACCUCGGCAGACAAAGGUUAAGCCCGCACGUACGGACUACGACGACAAAGUCUCUCCUUCCCCCCCCCCCCACCCCCCCUCCUCUCUCUCUAAUUAAGAAGGGUGAUCCAACAGAGAGACAGGAGGUGCAGGGAGGAGGAGGAGGAGGAAGAUGGGGGACAAAGCGGUGGUAGGAGUUGUGGACGACAUGGGGGAGAACAUGCAGUGCGUGGACCACCCUUACCGUAGCAACCCCGGAGGUGUCUGCGCCUUCUGCUUGCAGGAGAAGCUGGGCAACCUGGUUUCAUCCUCCAAGUCCACCCCCUUCUUCUCCCUCCAGCCUGCCCCUUCCUCCUCAUCGUCCUCGCCCACCUCCUUCCGCUCCGACGCCGGCGUCGUCGUUGGCGGAGGCGUCGGAUUUGCAUCCGGCUACUCACGUGCCGGUUCGGCCGGUGGUGGACGUAGGACCAAGUUCCCCUUUCUGGCCGCCAGCCACAGCAAGAACAAGAAGAGCGGCGGCGGCGGCGGCUAUGGGAACGGUGGAAGGAAGGUGAUGGCUUCCGUCGCCACCACGACUAGCAACACGGACGUUUCUGCGUCGGCGCGCAACGACGGCGGUUUCGUGUUGAACCGAAGCAGGUCUGUGGCGCCGAGAACGGGUGGAGGCCUCGUGCAGGGUGGUGGCGGCAUUCGGGAGUCAGCGGUGGCGGAUAGCCCACGGAAGAAGAGCUUCUGGUCGUUUCUCUACCUCUCGUCCGCCUCUUCCACACACACCGCUUCUUCGAUCACCAACGACAACAGCAGUAGCAGCAGCAACGUCAACAGGCGGAGAUCCACCUCAUCCUCAUCGGUUGGAAGAGGCGACAGGGACGUCAGCGACAAGCAGCAGAAGCAGCAAGACGACCCAUGCACCGCCGGCCCUAUGCAAGGCGUGAACGGCGUGGAUGAGGCGGAGAGCCCGUGCGGCAGCCAGUCGUCGUCCUCGUUCGGUAGGAAGGUGGCCCGGUCCAGAUCGGUGGGCUGCGGCAGCAGGAGCUUCUCGGGGGACUUCCUGGAGCGCAUCUCCACCGGGUUCGGCGACUGUACUCUCCGGAGAGUCGAGUCCCAUCGCGAGGCGAAGCCCAAGGCCGUCCUCAACCUGGAACAUCACGACAACGAGGGGGAGCAGCUGCGUCCGACGGUGAGGGAGCGGGUCAGUUGUGGAGGGCUCUUCGGUGGUUUUGGGAUGAUGUCGUCCUUCUACUGGCUCUCGGCGGCCACGGCCGACGACGGCUUCGACGACAGCAGUAGGAUCCCGGCGGCCACCAGGCCCACCGCCGCCGCCGCUCAAGGAGGAGGCCGGACGCGGAGCUGGGGGUGGGCCUUGGCGAGCCCAAUGAGGGCGUUCAAGCCUUAUUCUAAAUCCCUUAACGCCAUCAACAAUGCUGCUGCCUCUGCAGCGCCAGCCACCAACGUCAUCUCCUCCAUCAAUGGCAGCAACAAAAUGGUUAGUGACGGUGGUAGCAGCAGCAGGAAAGGUCACAAACUCGCUGCUAAUCCAUCAUCUCUUGCCGUCGGAAGUUAGCAAACCACACACCUCUGUUCAGCCAAUUAAGCGGUGUUCAUCGAUUUGUUCUGGCUUCCACAGCCUAAUAAUUACGAUCUUUCUCUUCUCUCGGUUUCC